Molecule: messenger RNA, 3045 nt
Organism: Ylistrum balloti
Lineage: Eukaryota; Metazoa; Mollusca; Bivalvia; Pectinida; Pectinidae
Exons: 14
Coding region: 1-3045 (1014 amino acids)
Molecular function (GO): protein binding
Source: RefSeq, a predicted model, not a curated record
AUGUUUGAUUUUGAUAACAGAGACAAUAUACCACCAUUUGGCGAGGAACUACGUGAUGCUAUUGAUAAAGGAGAUAUUGUCGGCUUGAGACAGACCAUCUGUAAAGGAGCUGACAUCAAACUUCAAUUUGGAAAGUAUCAUGCUACGCCUUUACAUUUUGCAUGUAAAAAACAAAGCCUUGAAAUUGUGGAAGAGUUAAUCAAGAAAGGCGCUGAUAUAAAUUCAACGGACGGGAUCAACGACCGACCAUUGCAUGAAGCAGUUAGGUUUGGUGUACUUUCUGUAUUGUCGUUUCUACUUGAGAAGAAGGCAGACCCUGACGUACAAAAUAAUUAUGGCGAUAGCCCGUUAAUGUAUUGUUUCGACACUGCAAGAUUUAGAGCAAAUGGGUGGACGAAAAAGGCAAAGGUACUCCUGAAGCAUGGCGCAAUGAAAGAUUUAAAGAAUAAUCAUGGAAAGGUUGCAGCUGAUAACCUAUACACUUUUCUGGAAAUGGUUCGAAAUGGCAAAAGUAUUGAAAAGGAGAUUACGACCCCUGAGGAACUCGCGGAAGCUUAUCAUCUCUAUGACGUACUGAGUGAGGCUGACGGAAAGGGAGAGCAGUUACUAUUGGAGGUUGUACAAUCAUUGGACGCAGAUCAACCCACGUGUCAUAAUCAGAACUUGAAGGAAAUGUGUAAAUCUGCCUUGUCAAUACUACGGACUAGAGAUUGGACAUCACCCUGGGAAAUGUUGGAUGAUGUUCCUAGCGAAAUUCAUCAGUUAGGAACUAUCACUGAAGACAUGUUCCUACGUUCAAUGGCGACAAAGCAUGUACAGCCGAAGUAUAUCCGAUUAAUGGUUGUCGGAGACGUCGGUGUUGGUAAAACAUCUCUGUGUCUGAACCUCAUUGAUGAAGCGAGAGAGGCUGCUCCUACAGACGGAAUAAACGUGUUCAUUCAAAAUUACAUUGUUGACAUGAAAACAGGAAAAUGGCAGAAGUUGUCGGAUAAAGAGAUACAAAACGUAUCAACGAAAAUACUAUCUACGGUAUGUAGAGCUGAAAAUAAAUCUAAAAGGAGAAAUUUACCACAACCAGCCACUUCCGGAGAAACGGCGGAAACGGAAGUUUAUUUAAGGGCAAAUAAAUCUACAAGGCAAGCAUCCGAUAGUCCUCCAACUCCACCAGCAAAAAGAAGGAGAUCAGACUCGGAUAAAACUAGAAUCACACUCAAAAAAGUGAACACGACUGGUAUGGUGAGAGACGAGGACGCUUUUCUCUCCAUUUGGGAUUUUGCUGGUGAUGAAAUUUACGAGGCAACACAUCAUAUCUUCAUGAGCCCUGACGCCGUAUACAUCAUCGUUUUCAAUGCGGAAGCAUGCCUACAAGAUGAUAGAAAUCUUGACAAUAUGUAUAAAUGGCAAGACGUGAUCAGAACGUAUUCAACAAACUUCACAAGAACGAAAACGUCACACAAGUCUCCCCCUAUCAUACUUGUAGGAUCCCAUUUGGACAGGCUAGGCGAUUCAGAUGAAAAAAGAAAAAAAAGCAAAAUUCAGCUGAUGGGAAAAAUGAAGCAAGUUUCAAGCAGCACUCAGCUUUACUUUGUUGACAAUACAAACAAACACGACUCUAGUAUCCAGCGAAUCAGGGACGAAAUAGUGACAUCGGCAAAGUUCCAAGAAAACUGGAAUAAAAGGAUACCAGCCACAUGGGUGGCUAUUGACAUCGAAUUGCGGAUGCUGAAACAGCAGAAACGUUACAUCAUGCGAUUUUCUGAAGUCCUCGACAUUGACAAACGUAAUGAAGUUUCUAUUGAUGAUACAGAGGAAAUGAAAAGUUGUUUGAGAUACAUGCAUCUGACAGGACAUAUCUUAUUUUUUGAAAAUGAAUUGGGAAGUUCUGUGGAAUCGUUUAUAGUAACACAUCCUCAAUGGAUUGUGGAUGCAUUUCGCUGCAUUAUUAAAGCAGUGAGAUUUGUAGAAACGCAUGACGAUGACAGUCUAAGACUUCAUAUCACUCAGUUUCAAAUGUCCGGCAUUCUGAUCGAAGGAUUGCUGAAAAGACUAUGGCGAUACUAUGAAACUCAUCAAGACAUUCUUAUCGAAAUAAUGCAGCGCUUACAACCACUUGUAGCUGUAGACAAGAUCAAUAAUGAACUGGCUUGGAUUGUUCCAAGCAUGCUUAAAUCAACAAAUGGAUCACCACUCUUCCAAGCGAUAUUAUCUCAUCCGGAUGCUGUUGUAUCUAAAACAUUGUGUUUUGUUUUCAAAUCAAACGUUUUGCCUGCAAUAUACGACAAACUAUUAGCUGGAUGUCUUUCUUCAAAACUUAAGAUUAAAACAGAUAAAGAAAGGAAGUCUAUAAUGGGAAGGGGAACCGCGUGCUUUAUCUUAAACCGCGCAUGUGACCUAUUGCUGAGUUGCAAAGGAUCUGUUGUCAGUUGCACACUUGUUAGCCGGAACCGAAACAUACACUUUGGAGAGAAAUGCUCAUUUGUACGGAAGAUUCUGUGUAACAUUUUAAAAGACAUAUUCAAAAAGUUUCACCAUGGCAACCUUGAAUAUGAAUUGUGUUUACACUGUCGACACGAUAUUUGCGAUGAAGACUGUCCAGUACCAAUCAUAGACAUCGAAAAGGAGGGAAAUGUGACUUGCUGUGAGAACAGCCCAGGAGAAACACAUUCGCUCGACAAAUCGGACGUUGAACCCUGGAUCAAUCCGGAAAAGGUAAGAUCGUUAGAUUACGAUUUGCCAACGGACGUCCUUCAUUCACAGCCUACUGACUGGAUGAUUGCGAUAUUAAGUGAUCGUUUCAUUGGUGACAAGUACAACCUUCUCUUUUUGUUUCUUGGUUUGAACUCCACUGUUAUAAACACCUGCAGAGGUUCUGACGCUAUAGGGUCAGUAAUUUGUAACCUCUUUGAAAGAUGGAGGAAUGACAAGGGCAAAGAUGCAACGCUAAUUAAACUCUUUAGCGGAAUGCGGGAAUUUUGCCUCGACGUAACUGGUGCUGAAGAUGCAAUAGCUAAAGAAUAUAAAAGGCGCUCUUCUGAGCACAAUUGA